Gaeumannomyces tritici R3-111a-1 is the source of this 1053-nucleotide messenger RNA. RefSeq lists its product as hypothetical. The record is from RefSeq and is a predicted model, not a curated record. NCBI's taxonomy places the organism in Eukaryota, Fungi, Ascomycota, Sordariomycetes, Magnaporthales, Magnaporthaceae. The transcript is spliced from 6 exons. Bases 1 to 1053 code for a protein of 350 amino acids.
AUGUCUUCGAACGUAACCGUCAUCGGCGCUAUGCCGCCCCCGCCGGGUGUUGUGCCCAACUUCGAUGAUCCGCCUAGCUUGGCGUCCUUCAUCAUCGCCAUUAGUGUCGUCCUCCCAGCCUUCUCGACAUGCUUCGUUGCAUUGCGGUUCUACACCACGCUUAGGAUCACCCACGUGCGAGAAAUGUCUGACAACCUUCGAUUCGGCUUCGGCCGCCAUCUAUGGGACGUCCCCUUUACGACGUUCAACAUCCAUUUUUUUAAGCUUGGCGCGAUCUCAGGAACGUUCUUUGGGAUGUCUAUUACCUUUUCCAAGCUCUCGAUUCUGGCCUUUUACACGAGGUUUGCCGGCACUGCCGGUAAACAUCAUAAGGUUGCCAUCUACACCCUCGCCAUUAUCGUUCUUAUUUACGGCACCGUCACUUCAUUCCAAUUUCUUUUUGAUUGUCAACCCAUUGAGAAAUAUUGGGAUUUCACCAUUACCGACGGAAAAUGCAUCGACUGGAUACCCCUCAUGGUGUUCAACGGUGUGAUGAAUAGCCUUACUGACGCAGCCAUUUUAAUUCUUCCCAUUUGGCUGCUCUGGCGUUUACGUCUCCCGCUUCGGCAGAGGAUGGGAGUGAUGGGAGUAAUGAUGACCGGCGGCUUGAUUCUCGGCGUUAGCAUCGCCAGGGCAGUAAAAACCGUCGAAGGGCUUUCGAAUCCAGAUUUCACCUGGCACACGGUUCCAUUGUUGGCUGCGAUUGCGUGUGAGACGCAUCUUGGGCUGGUCUGCGUCUGCCUACUAUCCGCCAAACCCUUCCUCAGGAAACAUUUCCCAAAAGUUCUCGGGAGUUCUCGCGGGACUCACUCGGCUACUUACGUUAACCGGUCGAGGACGACACAGUCCGGUGCGCGUGGAUAUCCACUGUCGUCGCGAGACGGAGAUGCGAUAGCAUUGGGUGACGUUGGCCAACAAUCUCUGUCACAGACCGCUAUUGUCGAAAGAGCCUCGACAAAAGCUACGGAAGAGGAACAAGGGUCCGCGGUCUGGGAGCAUGGGCCUCUCUCGUGA